UCCACCUGCAACUGCACACAGAUGUUCAUAAGAGACAAGUUUCUUCCGAAUCGAGAACAAAGAAAGUAUCGCCAAGUCGUUUGUUGACAGCGACCCCGCUGAGAUUCCUCCGCGAGAGGCCGCUUCUGAGUGCAGCUGGCCUGUUGUUUGCGUCCGGUUCGGCAGUCUACUUUUAUAGCAAAUAUUACGGUAUCGGUGAGGAUGCACUGGCCACCGUGGAGAGCGUGGACCGUGUUGUCACGGUUGAGGAGGAUAAUGAGCCCACCCUGGACCAGGAGGACCCAGUCCUUGUUCAGUAUGUGGUUGAGGAGGUUGGGCACUGGCCCUGUCUGGCUUUAAUCCCUUGGUCUGGACCUCUGUGGGUUCCCAGCUCUCCAACAUAUUACCUUACCCAUGCUGGGAGGAUGCUGGUGAGAGAGCUGGCAGUGUUAAACACGCAGAUAUUCACAGUGGAGCAGCCCAUUUCCAUCUGUUUCACUCCUGCUAUGAGGAUGGUAUGGAAUGAACUGUCCUCUCAAAAUGAACAGUAUGUGGAUGAGGAGGUUGGGCACCGGUCCUGUCUGGCUUUAAUCCCUUGGUCUGGACCCUUGUGUGUUCCUAUCUUUCCUGUCUUCUCCAAGGCCAAACCAGUCUACUACCUCACUCGUGCUGGGAGAAUGCUGGUAACAGAGCUUGCAGUGUUAAACACACAGACUUCCAAAUUGGUUAUUGAGGAGCCUACCAUUCACCUCACUGAAGCUGGGAGGCUAGUGCUUGACGAACUGUCAGCACCUUCAGAUAGCCAUUCACAGCCAAAUAGGGAAGACUCUGGUUUUCCCUAUGAGAAGUUGCAGCUGGUUGGGAACUGGGGUUCGUUUCAUUUCCAUUACUGGAAGAUCCAUUAUAGACGAGUGCAGCAAAAUGAAGAGGACAUGCAUCACCUGUGCAUUGUGAGGGGAGUGGAGAAGCAGCUGUGGUGGAGCAGAGUCAUCCAGGAAAAAAUCCUGGACCCAUGGGGUCUCGUCCAGGUGGUCCUCACCAACAAGAAGGUGACUGGUAUUAAGUUCCUUGGUAGAAGGAUCCAUGGACUCAUGUCCUGCCUUGUCAAGAGGAGGUCUGAGUUCACCUAUUAUGAGGAUGCCCAGCAGGUGGAUAUCUCCACCACAGUGGAGGGGUACCAGGAGAGGGGGAUGAGAUGA
Molecule: messenger RNA, 1178 nt
Organism: Coregonus clupeaformis (lake whitefish)
Lineage: Eukaryota; Metazoa; Chordata; Actinopteri; Salmoniformes; Salmonidae
Exons: 14
Coding region: 405-1178 (257 amino acids)
Source: RefSeq, a predicted model, not a curated record